Cylicocyclus nassatus is the source of this 1173-nucleotide messenger RNA. The record is from the annotation of a GenBank genome assembly. Lineage: Eukaryota; Metazoa; Nematoda; Chromadorea; Rhabditida; Strongylidae.
AUGAUCGAAUCGAUGGACACGGGAAAACCCGAAAAGCAGAUAAAAGAGAAAGUACAGCAAUUGAAGGCAGAAGUGCCCGGAGAGGGAAAAGGCCCAAAUGAAGAGAAUAAAAGUACGAAUCAAGAUCUUCCGAACAAGAGGAUUGGUACGCUUUACGAGCCGCGCUUGAAUCCGCAUUUCCAGAAUUGGGAAGAAAACGGAAGGGAGCCGGAAAUGGCAGCGAGAUCUUGCCCAGAGAAACACAAUAGCCGACAGAACCGUGCCAUUACACAAAACGAAGAAAGUAUGGCUCCAUUCACUUCACUGAUCCACCGAGUGAAAGCCAUAGGAGUGAUAACACAAUGUGAAAUUGCUAAGAUGCGAUGUGGAAGCGCUAAUCGACACAAGGUCGAUGAUCAGCAUAAUACCAUUCAGGUGCUAGCCGCAGCGUACGAAAGAGGGUACGAUGCGGAUUCCUUGGAGCGCAUCCAGGAAAACGGCAUGAACAUCGUCUACGAUGCAUCUAGCAAUGAAAUAAAAUUUUUGGGAGGAGUAAGAAUUCCAACCGCGAUACAGGGAGGUAGAACAGCGCAAGUAGCAUUCUACAUCUCCGAAGAGGAUAGUUUAGAGAUCUUGCUAGGUACCAAUGCUUUAGAAAGUUUAGGCAUUAGUAUAGCACUUCAACCCGAACGCCAAAAACAGGGAGGUCACCCACAAGAGCAGGAGACGGUGGUCAGGGUAGGAAAACGAGUUAUAGUCCCGUCGUAUGGAAUAAAGUUAGCAACGGCGAAUUGCGUCACGGAAAGUGAAGAAGGUGUAUUGUGGUCUAAAAUAAAGGGAGUGACAAGUGGCGUAUACAAAAUAACGAAUGAAACGAUAACCAUACCCGUGCUUAACAGCGAAGAAGCCCCACUGAUUUUGCGUAAAGGUGACGAGCUAGGCGAGCUGACCAAAGAAAGAUGGAUAGAGAAAUGGGAGAAAUUCACCAUGCCGGACCAUGGCACAGUAGAGAUGGAGAAGAACGAGAAGAAAAAGCUACUUUGGGAGCAAAUUAAACCGAACCAAGAAGAAAACGAAUUUGAAAAAGAACUACAAGAUAUACUAGAGGAAUACAUCGACGACGAUGCACCAAAUGACGACGUCGAGUCGAGGGGUGAUGUCGUAGUAGAUUUAGAUGAAGACGAUAGGCAAUAA